AUGUCGGUAGCUGGGUUAAAGUACGACCCUGUACUUAGCCUUGACACCCCAGCAGAAACCAAGUCAGGAAGCUACAUUUACAGCGGCUCCGCAGCGUCCUUCCACGACUGGGAGUUUCGCACACGUGCCCGUGUAUCCCAGCAUCGUGAAAGGCAGCGUCGAGAGGUCUUGAAAGACCUCCGUUCUAGCCACCAACUCAGCCGUUCUGCAUCCCCACGAAAGUGGGUAGGUGGUGGCAUAAGAUCCCCGGACCGUCACACAGGUGAUGAGAGCAGUGGGAUGGCAGCCAGUCCUUCAAGUGCCCCAGGACGCCGGCGCGGCCGCCAGGCCGGUGCGGAGUCCAUGUCGUCAGGAGACGGUGGCGAAGAAGAACAACAGCCACAAGAUUAUGAGGUUGAGGACGACGGGCAAGCUUCGGUUGAGACUGAGCCUGUCCCCACACUCGCUUCGGUCCGCGAUAGUGAUCUUGACAUGUCUGAUGCAGUUCAGAAGACGCUGGAAGGCCUCCGUGGCGACGCCUUUCUUAUCGCCCGAGACAUAGGUCUCGAGAGGUUGUUGAAGCACGACGGCAUUGAUCUUCUCAUUCAGAAGGUCAAGGACCAAGCAUUUCCCUUGCAGGGGGAAGAGGCAUCGGAAUUGUUCAGGCAAGGCCAGUUGCUGACAGGUCCCUUGUCCAAACAAUCAGGGGAGCCGAUGUUGUCUUACAUUUCCCGGCGAAAGCGCUGGUGGGUUACCCUAAGGGAAUUGGACCCAGAAGUCAGGUUGUCAGAAGCCAUGCGUGCCAAUCUCCUUGUGGAACUGUCUGGUUUGUCGCGCCAAGAGCAGCUCAUGGUGCGUACCGCAGCACAAGCCGAGACAGUAGAUGAGUAUGCGCGCGUAUUGAUCAAGCAUCAUAGUGUUGUGCAUAUGCGUGAACGCUUGCUCGUUGAGAAAGACAAGCCUGCCGCUAGAACAUGGUCCAAGCCCCGGUGGGAGAAUACCUCAUUUCAGCAGAAGCCUCGGUACGGUUACAUGACACAGGGUUUCAUGGAGGAUGACGAGUAUGAGUACCAGGAGCCAGAAAGUCAGGCCUAUGUAGCCGAGGAACAUGAGGUCGAGGAAGACGAAGGCGAAUGGGUUGAUGACAGCGCAUUAGCCUUGGCUCUCAAUGCAUAUACAGCUAUGCAGACAGAGCUUGGAGGCGAGCCAGGCGAGGAGCACGCCGAAGCAUUGCAGCUGGCGUACGCAGCCCAAACCACACUUGCCAACGUGAAGGGUAACAAAGGUAAGGGUUUUGGUAAGUCUGGCGGUAAGAAGGGUGGUAGGGUCCCUCCUUCCAAUCUUUCUAUCGCCGACAGGAAAGCCAAACUUGCCGAGCUGAAGGCUCGCAGCCGAUGCUUACGGUGCGGCGCAAUCGGUCAUUGGGCCGGUGACGCUGAAUGCAGGUUUAAGGGUAGUCCUGGAGGUCCUAAGGGUUCCAGUAAGGGUGGUCCAGGUGCAGAGAAGUCUGCCUCACCCGGGAAGCCCGGGAUGGCAUCCUCCUCACAAGCCUACCUUGCCGCGCUGAGUGACGCAUCGGACGAUGAGACCCCUGCCAUUCACCUUUCCAACACUUCAAGAGACAUGGAGGGCUAUCCCGCCGAAAGGAGCGGAGGACCCUCAGAGCGUCCUCGUGUUCGCAGAUCGGAAGCCACCGCCAUGCGUGACAGCCCACCGCCAGGAUCUGACACCUUGUUCACUUUUGGUCAUCACAAAGGCCUGACGUAUGAACGAGUGCUGCACACCUAUCCUGGGGAUGUCCUUUGGGGUCAAACACAGAAGUGUCCUUCCAAGUGUUUGGGUGAUUUCCUGAACUGGGUGCAUGAGCACUAUGUGGUAGAAGACACGGACCCCAUAGAAGUGCGUAGAAGAGACAUCCCUCUUAGUACGAUGAUGCCCCCAACUCCCGUUGCUGACCGCGCAGCCAACGCUGAAGGCACCGCCUCAUCCAGUGCCGGUUUCCGGCCCAAGUGCAGGGGUGGUUGUAAGACCUUUAGCAAGACAGGGAGCAAUUCGUACAUAGACAUGCGCACAUGCAAGUCCUGUGGUACGGUAACCAAGACUCGCAAAGAACAGGUUCGGGUCGACCCAACCACAUGCACGCAUGCCCAGGUAGAUCGUUCAGGUUCCAGCAAGACAACCAGCCGAAUCAAGUGCAAGCUUUGUGGCAUGAUCCUAGAUGAACUGCCCCAAGAGGAGAAGAAAGCUAGGGACGCAGCCGCAGCACAGCUGCGAGACACGAACACCCUAGACUUCGACAUGAUGCGCUCUAUAGUGGGCAGAACAGGGGACCGAGUGCCUGUAGAAGUGGUCGUACCAGCCCUUGAACAGUUCAAGGAGGCAGUUGAGGGUCACUUCGUCACCGAACCUUCGAUAACGAGGGGAGACUUGUUUGCCUACCUUCAAGAGGCUCUGGACGAUCAUGCGGAUGAUGCGAGCCCCACGAGCGCGAGUUGGGAGAUGGCUUCAUCGGGAAGAAGGCCCGGUACAGCAAUGGUUGCCAUGCUUGCCGGACCACACGAGGGAGUCGCAGACACGAACCCCAGUUUGAGCAAACUCCCCGUGGUUAACAUUCGCACAUCCCCACAUGUUUUCGCAGUCCUGGAUGAAGGGUGUAACUCAACGGUUCAUGGCGAGGAUUGGGGUCACGAGAGCAUGUCCAAGUAUGCGAGCUUUGGGUAUUCCACGAGGUUUGCGAAGGAGACUUCCAAGACCUUCAAGGGUUUGAGUGGUUCCACUUCCACGCUUGGGACCCGAACCUUUCCUUUCUGCCUUUUGCCCUUGGAUUCAGUUGAGGGCGAGGAGGUUUCCCAUAGGGAAAGAUUGUGUGGGGCGCUAGAUUCCCAUGAGAUCCCUGGUGGGGCACCCCUCCUACUAUCGCUUCAUGCCCAGAGUCAACUUGGGAUGGCAAAAGACCUACACUUAGGGACGUGCUCCGUAAGGCUCCCGUCGAACCCCGACAAGACCAUUGAACUCAAGUUGCAUGGGACAUCAGACUCAGGUUUGCUUUGCAUUUGCCUAACCGAUGGUCUCUUGCAAGGGAAACAACCCCGCCUUGUUCGAGGAUUUGCGAUCCCACCGCCGCCUGCAGGUGCUGCUCGAGCAAUAGCAGCAGAGGGUUCGGAUAAGUGCGCAAACAGCAAGGUCACCAAGCGAAAGGCCUCUUCAAUGCAGACGCACUCUAUAAGUGAACCCCAAGGUGAGAACACCAUUUUGACAGCAGCCAUGGCCAUCGCACCUUCACAGCGCCCCGCGCCUAAGGCGAGGCCUCAGCAGCUGAAUUCCGAGACCUUCCCCACCGAGGGAGGAGACAAUCCCAAGCACGCCGCGGACAUUUUUACCUUCGGCUACAACUUCGAGGAGGCCGUCGAUAAGAUCCGCAACGCUUGGGAGCCACAGCAUUUCGCUGAUAUGUUUAGUGAGAUGCGCUCGGCAGAGGCUACCCUUGAACUCGGAGGCGCAUUCGUCGGCAUCUUCUUUGACCUGACAUAUUUGCCGAAUGCCAGGAGUUUGGAUCCUGAGCUCGCAGACCGCAAGCGAGAUAGAGGCCUCCGAGAUCAUGUGGGUUCCCACCCUUCUAUAAUGAAGGCGAUAGCUGCAGACCCUGGAUUCCUGCAACAUUGCAGAGCCAUCCGUUCCAAGGUGAAGAAGUCAAUGGAGCAGGGCUACCAGGCGAUGAACAUUAGCGUUGUCUGCAAGCAAAACCGGCACCGUUCCGUGGCAGGAGGCAUCCUCAUUGAGCACAUGCUACUUCGCGUUGAAGGACUUCAUGUUUCCAUGCAGCAUUGCAACAGCGAACAGACCUGGCCGCUCAUGGGUGGAUCUUGCCGCGGGCAUUGCAGCUGGUGCACACAUCGCACAGACGAUGCGAAGGCGGCCUACGAGCAGGUGUUAGCCGACUUCAUCAAGUAUCUGGAAGGCGAUGUCAAGGAGAGCACCACAUGCAUUUUGCACUGCGAGUCAGAGCCUGAAAGGGCCCCGGGCACAGCUCCGGAGGAAGUCACUGAUCUGGACGCAGACGAUGAGGUGGAAGAGGUCCCAUCAGAUCCGCAGGGAGUAGCGCCUGGAGAGGGAGAGUCAGCAUCGCAGGCAGCUACUCGGUUGGGGCUUCGUGGCAAGCAGCACACCUCCUACGUGGCGAAGUGGGACCCGAGCUCCCUGACAGGGAGGCUUCAUCAGCAAGCGGGCUCAGGUGUGUUCACUGCCACCUCAAGUCAUCUGCCAGUUCAGGCCCAGGUACAAACCCUGGAGAGAAAGUUAGCGCUGCGCGACAAGGAAGUCGAGUCACUUCGAAGCAAGCUCCGGGACGCCGAGCGGGACAAGCAGGAGGCGGAACGGAGAGCGGAGCGUGCAGAACAGCUCCUGCAAGAUGCCCUUGCCAGGCUCCGCCCGAGCCACCCAAGCCACCUGGCCGCCGACGAGGAGUUCUGGCAGAGGCGCUUUGAGGAGAAUCGACCCCUGGACAGGCGGGAGCUGAAGAACUACUUCCAUGAUCCGGCGGCUAACAACUCUAACGCCGCCUGGGCGCAGUGGAGGAAGAGUCAGGGCCCCGCACCGCCGGGAGAGGGCAAACGCAUCAAGUUGGAUCCGGCAAUCGUCGCUUUGGAUCUUACGGAGAUUCCAACUUCGGACGACGCCAGCCUUUCGUGGAACAGGCGAGUCCUGGUCGACCUGCUCCCGGACCAGGUGAUGCACGAGUUCUGCGGCCUUCUGUAUGGGCGUCCGAGUCCGGCGUUGUGGAUUGGCCCCUACAUGCCCAAGUCCUUCUCCACUCAGGAUCUGGAACACACGGACAAGUCCGAGCGCCACAACUUCAAGGUGACUGCCGUGACCCCUCACACGAGGGAGGGAUACAAGCCUUGUGGGAAUGUCAAAGGCCCUACACCGAUCGGGUGGCUGUUUCUCAACGACAACCCGAAGAACAAGGGCGGCGUGUGGAUCCCACAGGGGACGGUGUGUCCUCCCGGUCACAGUACCGAGGAUGUUUGCGGUGAAUUCAAGGCCGAGCAAGUGUGCCCAACCGAACCUCCGCCAAGUGGAGGUGCGUACCUUGUGCUUUGGUUGUAUCCAAAGGCCUUUGCACCGGACACAGUUCCGAAGACCCUUGCAGACCGCGAUGAGCUGAGCGCAUAUAUGGCGUCAUUGCAGGGGGUUAAUGACUUUGGGGAGUUUAAGCAGGUAAGGUUCGAUGUUGAGGAUUCCGACGAUGAGUUUGAGCUAAUCCCUGCGCAUGAUGGUCCCAGAGCAGUUACCCGUGACACUGCGCACUCAUUGCCCAAACUCAGCAACAGGCAGAGGAAGAGGGUGCUUAGUGGGAUUCAGGAAAUGGUUGCGGGAGAUCGUGUGUUGCAAGCGAUUGCAUUCAAUGCAGCAGUGGCUACGGAUCACAUGAUUGCCUUCACCCCCACUGAGCCUCUUAUUUCACACUGCAAAUGGGUAUCCGAAUCCCUUGACGCGCAGGUGAUCAGCGAGACCAUUGCCAACCUGGAGACAGGUGUGCCCGGUCUCAUAGUUCUGAGGGUCGACGCUCCCACCGAGGAGUUGUGUCUAGAGUGUGAGUGCCUAGCUGACACAGCUGGAGUGAGCAUUGUCUUGGUGAGCCCCUAUGGAUGCCCAACACUCGAAAGUACUGUCGAGGUAAGAGGAGACUUGAAUGUUUCCGGGAUAGGGCCGAACAUCGACGAUGCACUCCAGGUUUUGUCCACAUGGACUGAGAGCUAUGGCAUGAGCCCCCGUUGCUAUGCAGACACGGAAGAACAUGAUUUCUGGGCCACAUGUCGCGACAUUUCACAGGAGCUUUACCUGAACUCUUACACACGCAAUUGCUUUGUAGGGUCGGAAGGUUUAGGUUCCGACAUGGAAGAUCAGGAACUCAUCCCCGAUGAAGAGAUGGCAGGAUGUCGAUGGUCCCGCUACACUGCAGUCAACAUGGUCGACAUGGGAACCAGCUUCCAGCAAGUAGCCCUGAUAAAGUCAGGAGGAGGCAAUCCCAGCGCACGACAAUGUUUGCAGGUCUUCAUGGAGCGAUGGGUAUCGUGGGCAGGACAUCCACAGCAUGUAGUGGUUGAUAGGGGAACGCAUUUCAAGGGAGAGUUUGCAAGUUACAUGGGACAACAUGGGAUUCACCUCCGAAAUGCACCCUUAGAAUCUCCGCAGACCAUAGGGAAGGUCGAAAGACAUGGUGGUUUGCUCAAGGCACUGGUAAGGAAAACAGUGCAGGAGAUUCAGCCCUCGACUUGGGAAGACAUGGUCAUGGUAGUCAGUGAAUGUGUGACUACAAAGAAUGACCUGUCCAGACAUCAAGGUUUCAGCCCAUCACAGCAUGUGCUAGGCAAGCGACCUAGGACACCAGGUUCAGUCAUGGAUGAAGAUGAGAGCAUGGGAACUUUGUUGGCCCGUUUCGAUGAGACCACUCCUUUCUAUUCCCGACAUAGAGCCCGGGAAGAAGCCCGCAAAGCCUUUGUGCAUUUGGACUCGUCCAGGAAGGUUGCUCGUGCAUUGCAAAGGAAUGCAGCUCCCAUGGACAUGGAGUUCCAGGUGGGCGAUUUCGUCAUUUAUCGAAGAGACAAUUUGCCCGGUUCAACUUCCACUGUGUGGUCAACUGCAAGCCGCGUGAUAGGGCGCGAGGCAGAGAAUGCAUACUGGUUGCUGCAUGAGGGUGUGCCUGUGUUGGUCAAUGCCAGAAAGAUGAGGCCUGCAGAUGAGGUCGAAGUAGCUGCACGUCGAGUUCUGACCGGAGAGCCCGUUCUGCCAGGUUCCAUUGUCCACGGUCCAGAGCAACGUUAUCUCGACGAAAGAGAUAAGGAUCCAGUAACAGCGCCUUCUACCCCCAGACCGAACACUGGCAUAGCGUCGGCUCCCUCUACUCCCAUGAGAGUCGCAGCGGCCGAGAGUCCCGCCAUCACAAGCAAGGAGAUUUCGCCCAGUGAUAAGACGGGCAGGGAAAGAACUCGUUCCCCGCCCAGACAAAGCUCCAGCGCGCUGAUGGCUGAGGCACAGGACACCGAUCCUGUAGAAGCAAAGGCAAGCGAGCUCCUGGAAGCAAUGGCCUUCGAGACAAGCCACUGUCUCGAACUACUCAGGUUGUGCAAGGAACACAAACCGAAGAGGACGAAAAGAGCGAUGUUCCAAGACGCAACGGAUGAUGAGCUUGCCGCUAGCUUCGGUGUUUAUAGGCACGGUGGUUUUGUUGGGAUUUCUAAUCCUACUAAGCAGCGCCCGUGUUUUGUGACCUACUUGAACCGCUUCCUGAGGCACCACUGUGAGAAGGCAGGCUACACCGAGUUCACUUGGAAUGGGAUCCAAGUAAGCGAAUCGCGGGCAAGUUUGCACAAAGACAACUCCAAUUUGAAGGGGUCGCUCAAUUUCACCAUGAGUUUGGGAAAUUAUUCGACAGGAGGUCACUUGUGGAUAGAAAACCCUGAGGGGAACACAGUGAUUGACGUUUGUGGCAACCUUGUUCCCGGGACUCUACACACCACUCGAGGCAAAGUCCUUCGUUUUGAUCCAAAGAAACUCCAUAUGGUGGAACCCCAUGAAGGGCAGAGGUUCAGCAUCAUUGGGUUCACUAUGAAUCACUUGGGGAAGUUGCGCGCAGAUGAACACCAGAUGAUGGAAGACUUGGAAUUCCCACAACCGCGUAUUCCAUCACCCCAAGUAGAGCAGCCCCGUCAGGAGGAGCCUGAGCGAGCAGACGACAUGCACUCCUCAGACGACGAGGAAGUUGGAACAGGUUUCCUAGCCUCACUUUUGGACUACCACAACAGCCCGGCCGAGGUGCAGUUGGGGUUGGACGAGGCCAUGCUCGCGGAGUGGGCCAAGUAUCAGGAAUUUCACGCUGUGAUACCUUGCUCAAAGAAGCAAGUGCAGGAGUUGCUUAGCCAAGGACACAUCUGCGUGCCCACCAAGUGGGUUCUCACCGACAAACAUGAACAUUUGAAAGGCACCCCCGGCUAUCGUCCCAAAUACAAAGCUAGGCUAGUCGCAUGCGGGAAUUUCGAGCACAUCUCCACAGGGGAGGACAUUCGUGCAGAUUCCCCGACAGCCGAGCCUGAAGCACUGGCUUUCAUUUGUUCCUGGGCAUCCUCACUCGGUUUGCGAAUCAAGGCAGCCGACAUCACGAACGCCUACUUUCAGGGUAAGCCGCUCGAGAGAUUGCUGAUCCUCAAGGCUCCUAGCAACCCCAAGGGCGUUCCGGACAAGGAAAUCCAGGAAUCCGGCUACAUGAUUGCCCGUGUCCCAGUGUAUGGAACGACCGACGCCGGCCGAAACCUCUACCUUCGCAUAGUCGAAGAGACAAAGUGCAUCGGACUGAAGUCAUCCCAGAUCAUGUCCGCGUUGUACUACGCGCACGACACAAGCGGCCGGCUGUGCGCUAUGCUGUGCACUCACGUGGACGACUUCUUCUGGGCAGCGUUCGGUGAGGGCGAGCUGAAGAUCCAGCAGUUGCUGGACCACUUCAAAAUCGGGAGGAUCGAAGAGGGUAGCUUCAGGUUCUGUGGCAGAGAAUACGCUCAGCACCCCGAUGGCACCAUCGAGAUCAACUCAAGGGACAACACGCGUGCCAUCGCUCCCCUCGAGAUCCCCAAGGGUGCAAAGUUGACGACACCUGUCACACAAGGACAGAGGACGGCGCUUCGGUCCGUCAUAGGUUCACUCGCGUGGGUGGCCCGGGCUACAAGGCCCGACCUCGCGUACCGCGUCAACGCAUUGCAACAGCGAGUGACCGUCGCGACCAUCGACACGAUGAGAGAGGCCAACCGUGUGGUCGCACUCGCCUUGGGCGACGCAGAGCGCAGCAUCGUGUAUCGCGCCAAGAUACUGCCGUGGAGCAGUGGCCCCCUCGCAGUAGUCACGUUUUGUGACGCCUCUUUUGCUGCUGAAGCUGGGUACAAGUCCCAGAGGGGGAGGUUGCACUACCUCACUGACGCGGAAACAGCACGCGACGUGAACGCACCCAAGCACAAGCUUCACCUGGUUGCAUUCGGUAGCUCUACGAUGAAACGAGUCUGCCGCGCGACACUACAGUGUGAAGCGUACAGCCUGCAGCAUGCCACCGAGCACGGAGACAGGAUCCGUGCGACACUCCUAGAGUUGCAAGGCAAACUGCCGUCACUGCAUGACUGGAGCGAAGUAGCGCCGAGAAAGAUGCUACACCUGCAGUACUCCGACUGCAGAUCGCUCACAGAUCAUUUGCUGUCGUCGGUACCCAGACCAGUGGAAGACAAGCGUCUUGCUAUCGAAAUGACAGCAUUGCGUCAAGCACUGUGGGUAGACGAGACACCGACGAGCGAAGCCUUCGCACCAUUCGGUGACAUCCUGCGAUGGAUUCCAACCCACCUUCAGUUGGCUGACUGCUUGACCAAGAGCAUGAAGCCCAAGCUUCUGAACGACGCCUUGGAGAGCAACGAGGCCGUUGUGAAAGAAGAAGCACCAGCUGAGUGA
Symbiodinium natans is the source of this 9462-nucleotide messenger RNA. The record is from the annotation of a GenBank genome assembly. Lineage: Eukaryota; Dinophyceae; Suessiales; Symbiodiniaceae.